AUGCCGAUUUCUCCAAAGACAGUAUCCGAUCUUAAGAAGAUCACUGACCAACUCGACUUUCUACUCACCGUCUUGGAUGUCGAAGUCGGUGACAUACCCGCAGACCGGAGAGAUUGCUUCAUCUGUCAAGAACCAUUUGAAAAGACCGUAUGGAAGAAGAAGGGAGACAGCAUCAACAGUCCUGUCAAGCUAGACUGCGGGCACAUCUUCGGCAUCAGUUGUCUCGCCAAAUUGGUCUUCACCUCCGACUUCAACAACACAUGUCCACUGUGUCGCGCCCGGAUUAUUCCGGACUCAUAUGAGAAAACAACGAGCUACCGAAGCUGGCAGGUGGCUGCCCCACUCCUGCAACUGUUUACGAUACUCGACAGGGAUGUGGCUUCUGCCGCCAAGGAACAAGCUUUGGGCUUCUUGCAGAGAGGAUUCGAAAGGGAGAAAUUGGUCCCUUUGCCGGGAAAGCAUACGGAGCGCACCAUGGUUCUAUACGAAGAGUUCCUAAACCAGUUCUGCGAUUUCCCACCACCAGUCGAGGAUGGGCGCCGCCUGGAAGCCGCAGAGGAAGGAUCGCGAAAUCUCAGGCGAGAUCUCAGGCGUCACCUGGCCAUACGAAGAGAACUUGAUGGCCGGUACGAGCGGUCAAAGGCUCGGAUGACGGAAAUUCACAACCUCACUGAGCAGAAAUUGAAAAGGUCGCAGCAGGCAUUGAAUGGGGCUCGGGAAGCGUUGAAGAGGUCGACUGGGUUGUUUUUUCUGUAUGGAAUGGUGGCCACUCUUACCUUGUUGGGUCUCUGCGGGCGGCUUUCCGGAAGCUUGGGUACGCUGGUGACGCUGUACGAGCGCCCGUCCAGGAUCCUUCUACGGUUGUGGUUGAUCGCCUGCACAAUUGCUAGUAGGACGACUUUGGCUAUUCUCAGCCUGGUAACGCUCGGCAUACCCUUCGAGUAG
Molecule: messenger RNA, 945 nt
Organism: Letharia columbiana
Lineage: Eukaryota; Fungi; Ascomycota; Lecanoromycetes; Lecanorales; Parmeliaceae
Exons: 1
Coding region: 1-945 (314 amino acids)
Molecular function (GO): zinc ion binding
Source: RefSeq, a predicted model, not a curated record